This is a messenger RNA of Penicilliopsis zonata CBS 506.65, 507 nucleotides long. RefSeq lists its product as hypothetical. Gene Ontology annotation, biological process: protein import into mitochondrial matrix; protein insertion into mitochondrial outer membrane. The transcript is spliced from 5 exons. Gene Ontology annotation, cellular component: mitochondrial outer membrane; mitochondrial outer membrane translocase complex. The coding region runs from base 144 to 305 and encodes 53 amino acids. The record is from RefSeq and is a predicted model, not a curated record. Lineage: Eukaryota; Fungi; Ascomycota; Eurotiomycetes; Eurotiales; Aspergillaceae.
CACGACAAAGGCACGACUGCCACAAAAUACAGUAUAACCACAGAGUCACUGCCGUGUUUUUUCGUGGUCAAAUAUCUCCGCAUCUGAAACAACUUGACAUCUAUAAUCAUAUCAUACCUUAACAAGUCAGAAUCUCCGUCAAGAUGGUCCAGUUUUCCGAAGAAACAAAGGAGCGCAUUUCCAAGGUUAUUGAUGUUUCGAGGGUCGCUAUUCACUACGGAUACUUGCCUCUGAUUAUUUAUCUCGGAUAUACCUACAGUGAACCGAAACCUUCGCUCUUCAAGCUGUUCUCGCCAUUGGCUUGAUUGACCCUACGACACGAUAAUAACAGGUUAAGAAUGAACUGAGGACCUGAUGGGCAACUACGUUUUUGCUUUUCCUCCUUCGUCCGGGUUUGGAAACAGUGAGGCCAGGAGAGGGGUUUGAUAUCACUCGGGCUGUACAUGCUGGCAUCCAAAAACUGGAGAGGUGUCUGUGUAAUUAUAAAUUGGUUAAUUCAAGUCGCGG